Leptosia nina is the source of this 804-nucleotide messenger RNA. Lineage: Eukaryota; Metazoa; Arthropoda; Insecta; Lepidoptera; Pieridae. The record is from the annotation of a GenBank genome assembly.
AUGUCAAGUGUAAAGUUGAAUGAUGUUUUAUCUGCUCUAGAAAAAUUUGCCCCAAAAUCCCUAUCUGAAACUUGGGAUAACACUGGUUUGCUACUAGAGCCAUACACACCAAGAGACAUAAAGAAGAUCUUACUUACAAAUGAUUUAACAGAAGAUGUUGCAUUAGAAGCAGAUAAUCAUGGAUGUGAAAUGAUAAUCUCAUAUCAUCCUCCGAUAUUUGCACCAUUAAAAUCAGUGAAACAAAGUGCUUGGAAGGAGAGAAUUGUUUCGUUAUUACUAGAAAAACGCAUUUCCUUAUAUUCACCACAUACUAGUUGGGAUUGCGUAAAAGGUGGCGUAAAUGAUUGGUUGGUUUCUGCGUUUCCUGUCUUAGAAUCAAACCCUAUUACACCCAGAGAAGAUCCUAACACUGGUGUAGGAAGGCUGUUACGUCUCGAAAAAGGGAUCUCCAUAACUGACGCUGUUACUAGGGUCAAAAAAAUUACAGGCCUUCAGUAUGUUCGUCUUGCUUUGGGUAAAAAUAAAGUGAUGGAUGAAAAUUCAGUGCAAACAGUAGCUCUAUGCGCAGGCUCUGGAGCGUCCGUCCUUAAGAAUGUUACUGCUGAUUUAUAUCUUACAGGUGAAAUGUUGCACCACGACGUACUGGAUGCCGCACAAAAUGGAAUAUCAGUGAUUCUGACUAAUCACUCUGAUUCGGAAAGGGGAUUCUUAAAGGAAUUUUCCACGUACCUCCAAAAUCAGCUGCACAAUAACGUUGAAGUAUUGGUUAGCGCACGCGAUAAAGAUCCGUUAACAACUGUUUAA